UUUUAUUCCUUCACUUUUUUCGUCAACAGUCACUCCUCCUCGAGGACGUAUAAAAGAGGGAACAGGAGAGAAGAAGGGCCAGUGAUACUUACUUGCUACUAACACGGUUCACUCACACUUCAAAUAUCUUGGAACACAACUGCUGGCAGGAGGGAUGUCUGUGUCUCUGUGGUGUGAAGAGGAAGAGGUUCAGGACAGGUCUCAGAGUCGGGAGUCUUCGGUCAAAGCCCCCUGGGACCCAAGCGCCUCCGGGCUGAGGGUCAUUCAGAGACUUCUGCAGUCAGAGGGAAGAUACCUGCCCUCUCCGCUCUAUACAUCACUCAUCCAGAGAGAUCCUCAGCGCAGAGAGGAGCUGGCCAAGUGGACCAUGGAGGUGUGCUGUGAAUGUGAUUGCGAUGAAUCUGUAUUCCCCCUGGCUGUCUCACUGUUGGAUCGAUACCUGUCUGCCACUCUAUCCCUGCCUGUCUCUCCAACUUGUUUGGCUGCUGCUUGUGUCCUGGUGGCCUCCAAACUAACAGAAUGUGACACAGUUAAUGCCGAUACCCUGUGUGCAGCAGCUGAAUAUGACUUUUUGUCAUCCAACCUCCGGGAAAUGGAGCGUGUUGUUCUGGCCACUCUGCGAUGGGAUGUAGCAGCCGUAACCCCUCAGGACUUUAUCCCACACAUCCUGCUCACUCUUGGGGAACUAAAGGAUGGGGAAACACAUACAGGAGAGUUUCUCACAACACUUCGACGCCACAGCGACACACUUGUUGCCAUGUGCGUGUGUGACUCUCGUUUUCUGGGAACACCCCCAUCUCUGGUAGCAGCGGCUGUGCUGAACUCUGCCCUUCGGGGGUUAAGGACCAAAAGUGCAUGGGAAUUGAGUGUUAUGACCUCCGCUCUGGCCACUCUCUGUCAGACUGAUGUGGCCGUGUUGCAGUGCUGCACUGAGCUGAUAGAGGGCGCUCUCAGAGAGAGACUGAGAAACGGAGCACAGGAGGGGAAAGAUGGUGCUAUUGAUGAAGAUGAGAGAGCCAGCACUCCCACUGACCUGAGAGAAAUAGAUUUUUAAAACAGGGUUAAUUUAUGAGUAAUAUUUAUUGUGACUGUUUUAUUUAUCAGUUAAACUGAGUUAAACAAUGUAACGUUUGUGUUAUGUAACUUCUGAAGUGUUCUUAUUUAAAUUUGUAUUUAUUUGUUUGAUUAUUUACUUGUGCCAUAUUUAUUACUUCUAUUGCCAUAACUGUGAUUUUUUAAAGGUAUUUCAGGUUUAUUCUCUUCCCUUAUGUGUUACAUUUUCAUAUUUUAUACUUCAUGUAUUAUCAUAUUAUUUAUUGUGUGCAAUUAUUGUCUUUAAUUUAUUGUGUUUGUCAGUGUUUUAAAUUUGUGUGUAUGUUUGUAAUCGUGUUGGAUAAAUGAAAAUCUAUUUUUCGAAAAAGUUCAAAUAAAGCGUAUAUGGUUAUCAGCAUUGUGUGCAUCUAUAAAAAAACAUAACAAAUGUACUAUAUGGUAUCAAAUUAAACUUAACUAAAUUCAAUUUCAACUAAAUGACCUACGUUAAGUGUAUGACAAUCGCUGCUUUUUAUCAUGUGCUGUUUUAUCAACACCCCUGAA
Molecule: messenger RNA, 1596 nt
Organism: Triplophysa rosa
Lineage: Eukaryota; Metazoa; Chordata; Actinopteri; Cypriniformes; Nemacheilidae
Gene: ccndx
Product: cyclin Dx
Exons: 5
Coding region: 155-1054 (299 amino acids)
Biological process (GO): regulation of cyclin-dependent protein serine/threonine kinase activity; positive regulation of G1/S transition of mitotic cell cycle; mitotic cell cycle phase transition
Cellular component (GO): nucleus; cyclin-dependent protein kinase holoenzyme complex; cytoplasm
Molecular function (GO): cyclin-dependent protein serine/threonine kinase regulator activity
Source: RefSeq, a predicted model, not a curated record